AAGAAACUCACGGCAACUGAAAUCGAGGAGGUGGUGAUCGGAUCCCGACCCAAAAAAUGAACUCCAACGCGCGAAUCGUUAUACUACAUCGCCGCAAUUGAGCUGUCGCCGGAGCUCGCGCACCACGCCGGAGCUCCGAUGACGGCGGCCGCGACGCACUCGGACGCGCUCGCUGAGUACACUCGCGAGGCGCAGGAGCGUGGCUGCGACCCAUUGACCUGGGCCGUACAACUCUCGUCCAUGAUGGCUGCCGCCGGAGCUCAGCUGCCCUCAACGGAACUCGCCGGAAUCCUUGUCUCUCACCUCUUUUGGGCUAACAGCAACGUUCGGCUUGCCUGGAAGUACCUCGACCGUGCCCUCUCUGCUGGGCUUGUUCCCCCAGUUCUCGUCCUUGCUCUUCUCUCCACCAGGGUAAUUCCAUGCCGGAAAUCGAGGCCAGUGCCAUAUAGACUUUAUUUGGAACUCCUCAAAAUGCAUGCAUUUAAUUUUGCGUCUCAAAUUAAAGGCCCAUAUUUUAAAAAGAUCAUGGCAUCUGUGGAUGAUGUUCUGCAUCUUUCACAAGCAUUUGGCCUUCAAGCUUGUGAACUGGGGGUUCUAGUGGUGGAAUUUGUAUUUUGUGUUCUAUGGCAGCUUGUUGAUGCAACAAUAGAGGAUGAAGGUUUGCAGGAUUUGACACCAGAAAGGAAACCCAUUUGGUUCACUAGGCAAGAUAUGGACAUAGACAGAGAGGCCAAUGUUGGUGUGAAGACUGAACACAUUGAGAAGAUACAGAAAACAAAUAUCGGGUUGGCUACUGAGUUCAUCAAGGAAUUCCUGCACCACAAAGUAAUUUCCAGGCUUCUUUCCUUGGCACGUGACAACAUGCCUUCUCAAUGGGGAGUGUUCACUCUAUGCUUACGUGUACUUGAAGCAAAUUCAUCAUCAUUACCUUCAGGAAGUCUGCUUCAGUUGGCAGUAGAUGACCACAAAAAAAUUAGCCAAGAAUGUCAUCGUGGUCACCAUGAAGAGCUUAAUGCUUUGAUUGCUUCUGAAUCUUCAACAUCUUCUGGUGGUCAAUGUCAUGGGACUAGCUGUUCUGCCCUCUGGAUUCCUUUAGAUCUCUAUCUUGAGGACUGCAUAGAUCUUUCUGUUGCGCCAUCAAAUGCCAUCGAAAUCCUUAGUGGUUUAAUCAAGGCUUUGCAAGUGGUUAACGGGACCACCUGGCAUGAUGUUUUCCUAGGUCUUUGGCUGGCUUCUCUUCGGCUUGUACAAAGGGAAAGAGAUCCUAUAGAAGGUCCUGUACCACAUCUUAACUCUCGGUUAAGUAUGCUGCUGUCAAUUACUACACUUUCAGUUGCUGAUGUAAUCGAAGAAGAAGAAUUAGCUCUUGCCAAGGAUGCAGAAUACACCAGUCAAUGGGAAAAUAAAACUGCAAGUAGUGGAAAGCGCCGCAAAGAUUUGGUUUCCAGCUUACAAGUACUAGGUGAUUAUAAAAGCCUGCUAGUUCCGCCUUCAUCUGUUGUGUUGGCAGCCAAUCAGGCUGCUGCAAAAGCUACUAUGUUUGUCUCAGGCCUUACUGUUGGGAGUGGUUAUAUGGACAUGAUUAACAUGAAUGACAAGACACUUAACUUUUCUGGAAACAUGUGGCAUCUGAUUGUUGAGGCUUGCAUCUCACGAAAUCUACUGGACACAUCUGCUUAUUACUGGCCUGGUUACGUCAGUGGCCUCAUCAACCAGAUACCUCAUUCUAUGCCUGGACAAGUGCCUGGUUGGUCUGCCUUCAUGAAGGGUGCCCCAUUAACAGCGCCCAUGGUAAAUGCUUUGGUGGCAACUCCAGCUUCAAGCUUAGCAGAGCUUGAGAAGGUCUUCGAAAUUGCAGUCAAUGGAUCAGAUGAUGACAAGAUUUCUGCUGCAACUAUUCUUUGUGGAGCAUCUCUUACUUGUGGAUGGAAUGUUCAGGAGCACACUGUUCGCUUUGCUCUGAACCUUCUCUCUCCUCCUCCUCCGGUUGAUUAUUCAGGAAGUGACAGCCAUCUGACAGGUCAUGGCCCUGUUCUGUAUGUUGUUCUUGCUGGAAUAUCCUCCGUUGACUGUGCUCAAGUUUUCUCAUACCACGGCCUGGUUCCAGAACUAGCGGGUGCACUAAUGGAACUAUCUGAGGUAUUUGGGUCUUAUGUUCCUAGUAUUUCAUGGACCCUUACUUCAGGAGAAGAAAUUACUACUUAUGCAGUCUUUUCCAGUGCAUUUAUUCUACUAAUGAGGCUAUGGCAAUUCAACCGUCCACCUCUUGAAUGUUGCCUCAUGGGAGAUAGUGCCCCUGUUGGGUCUCAGCUCAACCCAGAGUAUCUUUUACUGCAGCGUAAUUCUCGUGUGUUGGAUUCUUCUAAUGUGACAGAUAAUGGGAAGGCUUUCAGAAGUCUCUCUACAAGUGCAAAAUCAUCUUCCGCACAUCCCAUUUUUGUUGACUCAUUUCCAAAGUUGAAAGUCUGGUAUCGACAACAUCAGGCUUGUUUAGCUUCUACUCUAUCUGGCCUUGUUCAUGGAACUCCAGUUCAUAAAAAUGUAGAUGCUCUUCUUAAUAUGAUGUUUAGGAAGGUGAAUAAGGGAACUAAUCAGACAGGUUCUACAACAUCUGGAAGCAGUAGUUUAAGUAGUUCUUCUGGCCCUGGGAGUGAGGAAACCUCAAUCAGACCCAAAUUACCUGCUUGGGACAUUAUGGAAGCAGCUCCAUUUGUGGUUGAUGCUGCACUUACAGCCUGUGCCUAUGGAAGACUAUCUCCUCGUGAAUUGGCUACAGGCCUCAAGGAUUUGGCUGAUUUCCUGCCAGCAUCAUUGGCAACUAUAGUGAGUUACUUCUCAGCUGAAGUGACUCGUGGAAUCUGGAAACCGGCUUUCAUGAAUGGAACUGACUGGCCUAGUCCAGCUGCAAAUCUAUCUACUGUUGAAGAACAUAUUAAGAAAAUUUUGGCAGCCACAGGGGUUGAUGUUCCAAGCCUUGUUGUUGGAGGAAGCUCUCCAGCUACGUUACCAUUACCCUUGGCGGCCUUUGUGAGCUUUACUAUAACUUACAAACUUGACAAGGCCUCAGAACGCUUUCUCAACCUUGCUGGUCCAGCUCUGGAGUCACUUGCAGCAAGUUGCCCAUGGCCAAGCAUGCCAAUUGUUGCAGCAUUGUGGACUCAAAAAGUCAAGCGAUGGAGCGAUUUCCUCAUCUUCUCUGCAUCCCGCACUGUCUUUUAUCACAACAAUGAUGCAGUAGUGCAGCUCCUCAGAAGUUGUUUCACUGCCAUGUUAGAUCUAUCAACUUCUCUGCUUUCUAGCGAUGAGGGCGUUGGCAGCCUACUAGGCCAUGGCUUUGGUUCGCAUUUUUCUGGUGGCAUCUCUCCGGUUGCACCUGGUGUCCUCUAUCUUCGAGUCUACCGAUGCAUCAAGAAUGUCGUGAUCCUGGCAGAUGAGAUUCUCUCUCUUCUUAUGUGGUCAGUUAAAGAAAUAGCACUGAAAGUUUUUUCAAAAGAAAGAGCAGAGAAACUCAAUAAGGCCAAGUAUGGGAUGAGAUAUGGCCAGGUCUCUCUUGCAGCUGCAAUCACACAAGUAAGAGUGGCUGCUGGACUUGGUGCAACACUUGUGUGGUUAUCAGGGGGUCCAGGUCUUGUCCAGUCUCUGAUCCAUGAGAUACUUCCAUCCUGGUUCCUAUCUGUGCGUGAACUGGAUAUUGAUGGAGCCAGUGCAUGGAUGGUGCACAAGUUGGCAGGCUGUGCACUUGCUCAUUUCGCCAUGAUUGGUGGGAUAUUUGCCUGGGGCAUUGGCUCAUCUGGGCUAUCCAAACGCCGACCAAAAGUGUUAGGAGCUCACAUGGAGUUUAUAGCAAGAGCAUUUGACAAGAAGAUCUCCGUCGGCUGUGAUUCUACAUUGUGGCAUACAUAUGUUGUUUGCUUCUUAGGCUUGAUGGUAAAGUGUGCUCCGAGCUGGGUGUUGGAGAUUAACUCGAGCGUGCUAAAGAGGCUUAGUUGGGGGUUGAAGGAGUGGGAGAAGGACGAGCUCGCCCUUGCCUUGCUACAGAAGGGUGGGGUUACAACCAUGGGUGCAGCAGCUGAAAUGAUCAUACUUGCAGGUGAAUAAUUCGGAGGUUAAGUCUUGUAAUGAUCCACAAUCUAACAAGCUUGUAGAUGGAGAUCGUGUCUGAUUAGGACUCUGUGCAGCUAAUGCUUUGCUGGUUGUGUAAUUUUGUUAGAUGUAGAGCUUGUUACACAGCACUUCUAAGGUUUUCUAAGAAAGAGUACUAAUUUCAUCUGCAAUGGUUGUUUCCUUAGCUUUCCUGAGUUUGU
Molecule: messenger RNA, 4304 nt
Organism: Dioscorea cayenensis subsp. rotundata (Guinea yam)
Lineage: Eukaryota; Viridiplantae; Streptophyta; Magnoliopsida; Dioscoreales; Dioscoreaceae
Product: mediator of RNA polymerase II transcription subunit 33A
Exons: 12
Coding region: 139-4098 (1319 amino acids)
Biological process (GO): regulation of phenylpropanoid metabolic process
Cellular component (GO): mediator complex
Source: RefSeq, a predicted model, not a curated record